This is a messenger RNA of Loxodonta africana (African savanna elephant), 2810 nucleotides long. It is a transcript of the gene CCDC181, whose product is annotated as coiled-coil domain containing 181. The record is from RefSeq and is a predicted model, not a curated record. Gene Ontology annotation, molecular function: microtubule binding. Bases 949 to 2481 code for a protein of 510 amino acids. The transcript has 5 exons. Lineage: Eukaryota; Metazoa; Chordata; Mammalia; Proboscidea; Elephantidae.
AUAUAAUAGGUGUUCAACACUUGUUUGUCACAAUUGUACUUUAGAUGUGUGUGUGUUUAUAUAUGGUAUGCUCACAUAUGUACACAGACACAUUGUAGCUAAGGAUUCAUAUGACUACAUAGUUUGAAAAGUCAUACACAAAAAAAUUACCAAGGAUAGGAACUGGCCUCAGUCUGUAGAUAAGUAACUUUAGCAUAGUUCUUUUAAAACUGGCUGAAUUUAUACACCAUCUUCACGAACAUUUAGUGACUUUCAUCUGGCAUCCCUGUUUCCUGUCAUUGUCUUCCAGAUAGUCUUGGAUAUCACAGUUCUUUUUAAUGAAAAUGUAUUUUUUACUUAGGGUUGACAGAAGUUUGACUUCUGUGGAAAUCAACAUUCAGCAUAGUUGGGAAUUUGUUGUUACUUAGUUAAAAAGAUCUCAGAUCAUAAAUUAUAAUUAUACUAUGUAGCAAUAUGUCAUUUGCUAGGGAGAUUGAAAAAUUGAGGAUGGGAAUUGAUAUAGUUGUUUUUAUUUGAACGUGAGAAAUUGCAAGUGGGUGAGAUUAAGAAACUGUUACCUCCCCUGAUGUGGAAAGAGUUUGAUGAUUGGCAGGGGAUGUGGAAAAUCCUUCACUAAGCCUCAGAGAAUCUUCUUGUCUACCGUCCUUAGUCUCCUUGUAGAUUAGGAUUUGGGGAACUGAAGGGGGAUGGGGAGAUUUAGGAAUGGCAUACCUAUGGAAGUAUCUGGCCAUUGCAGUUUUCUCUUUUAGGGUAUACAGAUAUAUAUUUAUAUUUAAAUAUUUCAUGUUUUGUGUUUUUAUUUGCUAAUGAGCUUUUUCAUGAAAACAAUAAUGCAUUAUCUUAAAUUUUACCUUCAACAUUAAUCUCCGUACUUCACUGCUAAAGUAGGUAUAACAUAUACUUUAUCUUUUUAAACUCUUAAUAGCGUUAUUCUGUCACAAAAGGAAAAUGAAUGGAAAUGAAUGUAUUGAUUCAAAAGAAAGUGGAGAAUAUGAAGAUGACUUUGAAAAGGAUCUGGAGUGGUUAAUUAAUGAAAAAGAAAAAAACAAUGUCAACAUGAUAGAGAUGGCUUCUGGGAAAGAAGAAAUCAUUAACCAUGCAUUAAAAGAGAAAGAAGCAGAAAUAGAAUGCACCAAGCAGCUUUCUGAUCCUGACAGAUCUUUGAAGGAUGAAGUUUCACCAAGAAGAAAUGACUUCAUUUCUGUACCAAGUAUUCAAACUUCAGAUCCCAUGUCAGAUUCAGAUAGUGAAAACUCUUUCCAGGAAUCCAAAAUGGAAAGCCAGAAAGACCUGGAGGAAGAAGAGGAUGAGGAAGUAAGGCGAUAUAUUAUGGAGAAGAUUAUACAAGCCAACAGACUUCUACAGAAUCAAGAACCUGUGGAUGAUAAAAGGGAGCGAAAACUUAAGUUCAAGGACAAAUUAGUUGAUCUAGAAGUUCCUCCACUGGAAGACAAUGAUACUUACAAAAAUUGCUUUGAAAAUGAAAGUAAGAUGUCUGGAAAACUGUCACAGUUAUAUAUUUCCAAUGAAAUUAGGCAAGAAGAUAUGCUCCUAUCACUUAAUGAUGGAAGUUGUGAAGAAAACAAGGAUAGAAAGAUACUAGUAGAGAGAGAUGGAAAGUUCGAACUUCUGAAUUUACAAGACAUUGAGAGCCAGGGCUUUUUGCCACCCAUUAAUAAUGGUAAUAAUACAGAAAAUGAACCUCAGGAAUUAUCACCCAGAUCUCCCAACUCAUCUGUCAGCGGUGUUAAGAAAGAAGAGCCUGUAGCAAAGAUUCAUGCUAUUGCUCACUCAUCAAUAGGAGAGCCACUGGCUUAUAUCCCUCAGCCACCAGCCAAUCCCAAGACUCGUCCAAACUCUGCUGCCAGCUCAGAUAGAAGUAAAGGGAAUGGGAAAUCUAAUUAUAGGACCCACUCUACAAAUAUAUCUCCAGUUACCUCAACAUAUUGUCUUUCCCCUCGACAGAAAGAACUGCAAAAACAGCUAGAACAAAGGAGAGAGAAGCUAAAGAGAGAGGAAGAACAACGGAGAAUAGAAGAAGAGAAAGAAAAGAAAAGAGAGAAUGACAUAGUGUUUAAAGCAUGGUUACAAAAGAAACGAGAGCAGGUUCUAGAAAUGAGGAGAAUUCAGCGAGCAAAGGAAAUGGAAGACGUGAACAGUAGACAGGAAAACAGAGAUCCACAUCAAGCUUUUCGGUUAUGGCUUAAGAAAAAGCAUGAAGAGCAGAUGAAAGAAAGAAAGACAGAAGAACUAAGAAGGCAAGAAGAAUGCUUAUUCUUCCUUAAAGGAACAGAAGGCCGUGAAAGGGCCUUUAAACAAUGGCUAAGAAGGAAACGCAUAGAGAAACUAGCAGAGCAACAAGCUGUCAAAGAGAGAAGCAGGCAGCUCCGACUAGAAGCCAAGCGUUCUAAACAGUUACAGAGCCACCUGUAUAGUAUGUCAGAAGCCAGAUCUUUUCGUUUUAGUGAUCAUUACAACUGAAGGUAUCUAUUAAAUACUUCAUUUGGCAGGUGCUGUCCUGCAAAAUUUUGUAUAUCAUUUCUUAUGGCUUGUGUGCUUUGCUCAUACUUUAAAUUAUGGAAGUGGUAUUUACCUUUUGGUGAUGUUAACAAGGAAUUUAUCUUUUUUUUUUUAAUGCUAGAACAAAAUAAAUUGUUUAUUUUGUGAUGUUGUAAUGUAUUGUGCCAUCUCUGUGUCUAUUCAACAAAUAGAACAACAAAUGAGCUCUAUGUUGCUUUGAUUCUAAAUUAUUUUAUUAACAUUUUUGGCUGGGAAGAACACAAGAAAGAUAUAGAUUUCUAUCCCAUAGU